Effrenium voratum is the source of this 3543-nucleotide messenger RNA. NCBI's taxonomy places the organism in Eukaryota, Dinophyceae, Suessiales, Symbiodiniaceae. The record is from the annotation of a GenBank genome assembly.
AUGUCCAGGGCCCAGACUGCCGCGGUGGCCGCCGCAGCCGCGGCCGCGGCCGCACCCGCCUUCCUAGCGACCAGCGGCGUGAAGGCCGUGGCUUCGGGGCAUUCAGCCCAACUGCGCGGCAGCCAAACCGCAGGCAGCGCUUCGCUCUCCGCGCCGGCGGCGCUGCUGGGCAGCGCCUCCGCCCUGCUGGCGGCGCAGAUCUGCGGCAAGGUUGGAAAGCCCCGCAGAUCGAUGACUGUCGUCACAGCCUUCGAGAAUGAGCUGGGUGUGCAAGCUCCUUUGGGAUUUUGGGAUCCCCUUGGAUUGUCAAAGGAUGGCGAUGUGUACUCCUUCAAGCGCCGCAGGUCGGUGGAGAUCAAGCACGGCAGAAUCUGCAUGCUUGCAACAAUGGGGUACAUCACUCCGGAGAUUGCCGGAAAAUUUCCGGGCUACCUGGACCCCACCAUCAAGCUGAAGUUCGAAGACAUCCCCAACGGCCUGGCCGCCAUCAGCAAGGUGCCGCUUGCCGGGUGGAUUCAGAUGAUCGCCUACGCGGGCUUCUGCGAGAUCUCCGCAGGCUACGACGCAGAUGUGAACAAGCGCACCCCAGGUGACAUGGGAUGGAAGCCGCCGCUGUUCGGCAACAACUCCCCAGAGAUGAAGCAGCGACGCUUGAACGUCGAGAUUGCAAACGGCCGACUGUCAAUGAUGGCCAUCAUCGGGAUGUUUUUCCAAGACGGCUUGACUGGCCAGGCUUGGGGAGACUGGGCCAACUACACCGACUCGCCCCUGCGCGCGUUUGAGAAUGAGCUGGGUGUGCAAGCUCCUUUGGGAUUUUGGGAUCCCCUUGGAUUGUCAAAGGAUGGCGAUGUGUACUCCUUCAAGCGCCGCAGGUCGGUGGAGAUCAAGCACGGCAGAAUCUGCAUGCUUGCAACGAUGGGGUACAUCACUCCGGAGAUUGCCGGAAAAUUUCCGGGCUACCUGGACCCCACCAUCAAGCUGAAGUUUGAAGACAUCCCCAACGGCCUGGCCGCCAUCAGCAAGGUGCCGCUUGCCGGGUGGAUUCAGAUGAUUGCCUACGCGGGCUUCUGCGAGAUCUCCGCAGGCUACGACGCAGAUGUGAACAAGCGCACCCCAGGUGACAUGGGAUGGAAGCCGCCGCUGUUCGGCAACAACUCCCCAGAGAUGAAGCAGCGACGCUUGAACGUCGAGAUUGCAAACGGCCGACUGUCAAUGAUGGCCAUCAUCGGGAUGUUUUUCCAAGACGGCUUGACUGGCCAGGCUUGGGGAGACUGGGCCAACUACACCGACUCGCCCCUGCGCGCGUUUGAGAAUGAGCUGGGUGUGCAAGCUCCUUUGGGAUUUUGGGAUCCCCUUGGAUUGUCAAAGGAUGGCGAUGUGUACUCCUUCAAGCGCCGCAGGUCGGUGGAGAUCAAGCACGGCAGAAUCUGCAUGCUUGCAACGAUGGGGUACAUCACUCCGGAGAUUGCCGGCAAAUUUCCGGGCUACCUGGACCCCACCAUCAAGCUGAAGUUCGAAGACAUCCCCAACGGCCUGGCCGCCAUCAGCAAGGUGCCGCUUGCUGGAUGGAUCCAGAUGAUUGCCUAUGCGGGCUUCUGCGAGAUCUCCGCAGGCUACGACGCAGAUGUGAACAAGCGCACCCCAGGUGACAUGGGAUGGAAGCCGCCGCUGUUCGGCAACAACUCCCCAGAGAUGAAGCAGCGACGCUUGAACGUCGAGAUUGCAAAUGGCCGACUGUCAAUGAUGGCCAUCAUCGGGAUGUUUUUCCAAGACGGCUUGACUGGCCAGGCUUGGGGAGACUGGGCCAACUACACCGACUCGCCCCUGCGCGCGUUUGAGAAUGAGCUGGGUGUGCAAGCUCCUUUGGGAUUUUGGGAUCCCCUUGGAUUGUCAAAGGAUGGCGAUGUGUACUCCUUCAAGCGCCGCAGGUCGGUGGAGAUCAAGCACGGCAGAAUCUGCAUGCUUGCAACGAUGGGGUACAUCACUCCGGAGAUUGCCGGAAAAUUCCCGGGCUACCUGGACCCCACCAUCAAGCUGAAGUUCGAAGACAUCCCCAACGGCCUGGCCGCCAUCAGCAAGGUGCCGCUUGCCGGGUGGAUUCAGAUGAUUGCCUACGCGGGCUUCUGCGAGAUCUCCGCAGGCUACGACGCAGAUGUGAACAAGCGCACCCCAGGUGACAUGGGAUGGAAGCCGCCGCUGUUCGGCAACAACUCCCCAGAGAUGAAGCAGCGACGCUUGAACGUCGAGAUUGCGAACGGCCGACUGGCAAUGAUGGCCAUCAUCGGGAUGUUUUUCCAAGACGGCUUGACUGGCCAGGCUUGGGGAGACUGGGCCAACUACACCGACUCGCCCCUGCGCGCGUUUGAGAAUGAACUGGGUGUGCAAGCUCCUUUGGGAUUUUGGGAUCCCCUUGGAUUGUCAAAGGAUGGCGAUGUGUACUCCUUCAAGCGCCGCAGGUCGGUGGAGAUCAAGCACGGCAGAAUCUGCAUGCUUGCAACAAUGGGGUACAUCACUCCGGAGGUUGCCGGAAAAUUUCCGGGCUACCUGGACCCCACCAUCAAGCUGAAGUUCGAAGACAUCCCCAACGGCCUGGCCGCCAUCAGCAAGGUGCCGCUUGCUGGAUGGAUCCAGAUGAUUGCCUACGCGGGCUUCUGCGAGAUCUCCGCAGGCUACGACGCAGAUGUGAACAAGCGCACCCCAGGUGACAUGGGAUGGAAGCCGCCGCUGUUCGGCAACAACUCCCCAGAGAUGAAGCAGCGACGCUUGAACGUCGAGAUUGCGAACGGCCGACUGUCAAUGAUGGCCAUCAUCGGGAUGUUUUUCCAAGACGGCUUGACUGGCCAGGCUUGGGGAGACUGGGCCAACUACACCGACUCGCCCCUGCGCGCGUUUGAGAAUGAGCUGGGUGUGCAAGCUCCUUUGGGAUUUUGGGAUCCCCUUGGAUUGUCAAAGGACGGCGAUGUGUACUCCUUCAAGCGCCGCAGGUCGGUGGAGAUCAAGCACGGCAGAAUCUGCAUGCUUGCAACAAUGGGGUACAUCACUCCGGAGGUUGCCGGAAAAUUUCCGGGCUACCUGGACCCCACCAUCAAGCUGAAGUUCGAAGACAUCCCCAACGGCCUCGCCGCCAUCAGCAAGGUGCCGCUUGCUGGAUGGAUCCAGAUGAUUGCCUACGCGGGCUUCUGCGAGAUCUCCGCAGGCUACGACGCAGAUGUGAACAAGCGCACCCCAGGUGACAUGGGAUGGAAGCCGCCGCUGUUCGGCAACAACGCCCCAGAGAUGAAGCAGCGGCGCUUGAACGUCGAGAUUGCGAACGGCCGACUGGCAAUGAUGGCCAUCAUCGGGAUGUUUUUUCAAGACGGCUUGACUGGCCAGGCUUGGGGAGACUGGGCCAACUACACCGACUCGCCCCUGAGAGCAAAGGUGGCAUGAGUUGCCUUUAUUGGCAAGCUCAUUCUUCUAGUUAGGGCAUGUUUAGAGUAGGAGGCGGAGCUCAUUUUCAUUUCACAGACAAUCGCCCCUCGGAGCCAUGUAUAGCUUGCAUGG